AUGUCGUCCGAGGCGCCCCAGACCAAGAAGUUCCAGAAGGGCGAGCGCACCAUCACGCCAGCCUCGCAAAAGGCCAGCAAAUACUACCCUGCUGAGGACGAGCCACAGUUGAAGAAGACUCGCAAGACCCAGCACCCAUACAAGCCUCGCGCAUCUCUCCAGCCGGGCGCUGUCCUUAUCCUCCUCGCUGGUCGUUUCCGAGGCAAGCGCGUGGUCCUCCUCAAGGUCGGACCCCAGGGCACCCUCAUCGUCACCGGUCCCUUCAAGGUCAACGGUGUCCCACUCCGCCGCGUCAAUGCCCGCUACGUGAUCGCAACCAAGACCACCGUCUCUCUCGACGGCCUCGACAACUCGACUUUGGACAAGGUCGCCAGCGAGAGCUACUUUGCUCGGGACAGGAAGGCGGACAAGAAGGGCAGCGAGGAGUCUUUCUUCAAGCAGGCCUCGGGCGAGAAGCCAGCCAAGAAGGAGGUUGCUGGUGAGCGUGCUGAGGACCAGAAGAAGGUGGACAAGGCCCUGUUGGCGGCCAUCAAGAAGGAGCCGGAGCUCCAGGCAUACCUCAGCUCCAACUUCAGCCUGAGAAAGGGCGACAGGCCGCAUGAGAUGGUCUUCUAG
Messenger RNA from Zasmidium cellare ATCC 36951, 615 nucleotides. RefSeq lists its product as uncharacterized. Gene Ontology annotation, biological process: cytoplasmic translation; ribosomal large subunit assembly. Lineage: Eukaryota; Fungi; Ascomycota; Dothideomycetes; Mycosphaerellales; Mycosphaerellaceae. The transcript is spliced from 2 exons. Gene Ontology annotation, cellular component: ribosome; cytosolic large ribosomal subunit. The record is from RefSeq and is a predicted model, not a curated record. Gene Ontology annotation, molecular function: structural constituent of ribosome; RNA binding. Bases 1 to 615 code for a protein of 204 amino acids.